Messenger RNA from Cydia strobilella, 3297 nucleotides. RefSeq lists its product as uncharacterized. Gene Ontology annotation, biological process: regulation of catalytic activity; protein phosphorylation. Gene Ontology annotation, cellular component: nucleus; cytoplasm; nucleotide-activated protein kinase complex. Gene Ontology annotation, molecular function: protein kinase binding; AMP binding; protein kinase regulator activity. The transcript is spliced from 15 exons. The record is from RefSeq and is a predicted model, not a curated record. NCBI's taxonomy places the organism in Eukaryota, Metazoa, Arthropoda, Insecta, Lepidoptera, Tortricidae. The coding region runs from base 16 to 3021 and encodes 1001 amino acids.
UACGCAUGCUGUCCAAUGGAUUCCGAAACUGCAACAACCAGUAACAUAAAAGUAAACAAACGAAAGCGCAACAAUGAAAAAAAAAAGGAAAUUGAUAAAUGCAAAGAACAGAAGCCUGAUGAAGUGUGUCGAGAGAUGAGCGCACCGCCGCCGCCGCCGCCGCCGCCCCCGCCGGCGCCGGCACACGAUGACAGCUCGGCCAGCUCCACGGACAGCGACGAGCUCGUCAACGCUAUCAACUACAACACCAUCACGUCGCUGGCCGCGCUCAAGGACAUCAUCCAGGGCGAUAACAACGACACGCCCGAAACUGAUAGCUUUUUCCAGCAUUAUUUUAUGAACCAUUGUAAUAAUCUUUCCAGUUUAAAUCCGAAUUCUAGCUCCACCUUCUCUUAUGCGGAACGCCGCCGCCUAUCCCAGUGUCGAGAGGAAGAUGAAGAUGACGAGAAAAAAGAACCUGAACUAGCGCUUCCUUCAUUAUCCUCCGAUAGCGCUUCACAUAGUAGUAUGGGAAAUACAUCAAAAAAUCACAAAUCUAGAGAUUUACUUGACAACACGCAUCACAAUGAUAAAGUAAAUUCGAUUGAAAUUUUGUCUGAAAGUCGAGACACCUCGGGAGAAGUAGUUGGUCCACCAAAACGGACAGUAAUGGGUGCUCGUCACAAAUUUUUAGUCACGACUGCGGAACCUCCGCCACCUUCUGCCAUCGUAGAAAAAGCGCUCCGAUCACAAGUCCACAAUGCGCAUACCGUACAUUUUGGCACCAAGGGAGCGGAAGAGAUAAGGCCUAGUGUGCGCUCUAUUUUCGCUGGCCAGAAUCUCCAUCAUGAUAAGAAAUAUUUCGAUAGCAGUCUCAUAGAAAUUAGAUCUACGGUGGAUGAAUCACCAACGAGUUCUGAAGAUAUAUGGGUUAAGAGAAGUGAAGAAAAAGAAAAGGACGAGUCGAGUAACACGAGAGAAUCAGUGAAAGAUGGCAAUAUCGUUUCGCCUGCCUCUAUCAGACGAAAAUCACAAAUGCGUGAUCGCUCCGGUACGUGGGGCUACCAGGGAACCCGAUUUGAGAAAGAACCCGCGAAGAAAGCACAAUUUCGCAAAGACAAGGACGUCCGGCGCAGUAGUGACGACAGGCGGCAAAAACGAGAGCAACGGCUGGAUGCGGCGAUCACGCGCAGCACGCAGUCGGUCGGGGAGCGCAAGCGGCGCGGCUCGCAGGACGACGGCCAGCCUCACCCCAUGUACCAGCAGACCAUACACGGUACAACCGGGGUGAGCCGCAGGCCGGCACUGUUUGACAUCUUCAAGGCGAAGCCCCGCGGCGACAGCAAGAAGCAGCCUUCCAUCAUAAAGCAAGUGAAGGCUGCUGUGCAGAUCAUAACGAAGACUACCCCGAGCAAAGACGCGAGUAAACCAGAAGAGGCAAAGACGGAGGCAGGCCCGUCGGCGCCCGGCACGCCCGCGGUCAAGGCGCGCGACGGCUCCGCGCACCCGCACCCCGGCAGCGACACUAGGUACUACCACACCGUGACUGCGUCAGCCACGAGGCGGCCGAGCGCGAUGACCAAGAUGAUGGACAUCUUCCGCGGCCGAGCGUCCGUGCCCGGCCAGGCGGUGCCGCUAGAUGGCGCUGAAAAGAAGAAAGCGAGGACGCUACAACAGCAGCAGCAUUUUGCCGGACAUUUGCGACGCGCGGCAUCACAGGAGGCCGAGAAGCGAAGAGCGUCGCUCGGCAAUGUAACCACUCGCCACCGCGCCUCAGACGCCUUCUUAGACCCGCACCACGCGGCUAUACUGUUCCGAGAUUCCAGAGGGUUACCAGUCGCAGAUCCGUUUUUGGAAAAAGUCAGUCUUUCAGACUUAGAAGAGGACGAGUCUCAGAUCUUCGUGAAGUUCUUCAAGUUUCAUAAAUGCUACGACCUCAUCCCCACAUCCGCCAAGCUUGUGGUAUUCGACACUCAGUUGCUUGUCAAGAAGGCAUUCUUCGCGCUCGUCUACAACGGCGUCCGCGCGGCGCCGCUGUGGGACUCUCAGAAGCAGAAGUUCAUCGGCAUGCUGACCAUCACGGACUUCAUCAAAAUCCUGCAAAUGUACUAUACCAGCCCCGACGUGGCCAUGGAGGAGCUCGAGGAGCACCGCCUCGACACCUGGACACAGGUUCUAAAAGGCUCGUCUCUGGUGUCAAUCGGGCCCGACUCGUCGCUGUACGACGCCAUCCGCAUCCUCAUCUCCAACCGCAUCCACAGGCUGCCGGUCAUCGACCCCGAAACCGGCAACGUGCUCUACAUACUGACACAUAAGAGGAUAUUGAGAUUCCUUUUCCUUUACAUAAAUGAGUUGCCGAAGCCGUCGUACCUGCAGUGCUUGGUGCGCGAGCUGCAGAUCGGCACGCUGCGCGACAUCGAGACGGCCACGGAGGACACAUCCAUCAUCGACGCGCUCAGCAAGUUCGUCAACCGGCGCGUGUCCGCGCUGCCGCUCGUCGACGCCGACGGCCGCCUCAAGGACAUCUACGCCAAGUUCGAUGUCAUUAAUUUAGCUGCAGAAAAAACUUACAAUAACUUAGAUGUGUCCCUCAAGACGGCAAACGAACAUCGAAACGAGUGGUUCGAAGGUGUUCAGAAAUGUACGCUGGAUGAAACGCUAUACGAGGUCAUGGAAAGGAUAGUGCGGGCCGAGGUGCAUCGUUUAGUAGUCGUAAAUGAGGAGGACAAAGUAGUUGGCAUUAUAUCCCUUUCGGAUUUGCUAAUGUAUCUCGUCUUGAGGCCUACGGGCGAGUGCGGCGGCAGUGGCACUAGCCUGCGCAAUGAACAGUCUAUCGAAGAACAAGACGAAAUCAAUGGUCGGGAGGCAAACUGCAAUAAGCCCACUGACAUCGCCGUGGAAGUGGAACAAGUGGAGCCUGGCGGAGGGAGCGACAACGAGCCGGCCGGCGCCGAUGUGGGCCCCGACGCCGAAGCCGACGCCGACGCCGACGCCGACGCCGACGCCGUUGGUCGAAGCCGACAUCGGACCGAGCUGCAUUGAACGCCAGCAUCAGUAAAGCCAAUGUGAUUUAUUUUCAUGUAGUUAGCUUAAGUUUCGUACUGUGAGAGGCAGCGCUUCUGACUGCAAUUGUCGAGCGGUGAUGAAUUUUUACAAAACGGUUGUGAUUUGAGGUCAAAUUAUUAUCGAUUGUAUCUAUUUGACAGUUGCUUAUGAUGGUCGCUCAUCUUCAUUACGUUUUUGAUACAAAUAGUUUACCCUUUACUAAUAAAAAAAUGUAUUUAUGUGUAUACGAACAAUAUAUAAAUUUAACAAUGA